Messenger RNA from Aedes albopictus (Asian tiger mosquito), 6327 nucleotides. RefSeq lists its product as uncharacterized. The transcript has a single exon. The record is from RefSeq and is a predicted model, not a curated record. Lineage: Eukaryota; Metazoa; Arthropoda; Insecta; Diptera; Culicidae. Gene Ontology annotation, molecular function: nucleic acid binding. The coding region runs from base 1 to 6327 and encodes 2108 amino acids. Gene Ontology annotation, biological process: DNA integration.
AUGUCCAACCGAUCUAUCGACGUCGAGGGCAGUCUGCCAAGCCACGGAAUUGCAAGCUCAACCCCUACGAAACAAUGCAAAGUCUGCAGUACUGCGGAUAACGGACGUUAUUGGAAGUGUCUCGUGUGCGGUAACCAAUACCAUCCUGCCUGUGUAGGUAUACCCUCCGACAACGAGAACCAGAGCUUUGUAUGCCCACCUUGCGUACCGCAUACCGGUGCACAGAGGCAGACGUACACCGUAGCCCCAUCUACAGCUCCUGUAAGUACGGUACCCCUCGAGUACGUGAACAUGUCUUGGUCACAAAUCUCUCCAGUAACAGCUGGACCAUCAGCCAUACCAAUGUAUAGACCCCCUGGUACAUAUCCUUACCCCUACGUUAUGCUGCCUAGAAAUCCGAUUGCCCCGCCAGUUUCAUGCGCUCCUCUCAGUUCAUCGAGUCAACCAGCUUUUUCGAGUCCGUUUCCAGUGAUGUCUAAUCUUGUUCAAGCGCUGCCACCAAAUCUCAAUCCUACGGAGGUUUUACAGGUAAACCAACAAGCUUCCUUGACAUCAAGUUUUAUACCACCAGCUGCCGUCGCAGUAGCUGAAACAUCUUCUGUAGGACCACAAGCGCUGCCGUCAUGUAGUGUCCCGAUGCCAUCGUUGGUACACCAACCGUCUUCGACAGCACCGCUGGGACCGCCUCCAUGCAAUCCACUAAACACAAAGGGUCAAGGUUUGGUGGACAACAAAAGUCAGUCUUCGAGGGUUGCAAGUUCGAAAACAUCUACAAGACACAAGCAAAUCCAGUUGGAACUACAAAGAUUGGAUGAAGAAAGGAAGCUUCAAGAAAAGGAAGAAGCCAGUAAACGAGAAUAUCUUCAAAAACGAUUCGAAUUGCUGAAGGAAAUCGCCAGCGAAACGUCGUCUACAUCCGACAUCGACAUAAGAGAAGAUACGGCCAGUGAGAAGGUUAACUCUUGGCUGCAACGCGAAGCUCCAAAUGAUCGUUUACCACCAUCAGAACUGCAGCAAAAUACGUUUCUUUUACGACCAGCGCCGGCCGUACCAGCUAACAUGGUCGAUCUUACGGUGCCCCAAGACUUUCGCAGCGGAAUAUCAGCUAAGAGACAGAGUGCUCAGGACAGCAGCAGAGCUCCAGCCAGAAGCAUACGAUUUGCAAACUCCAGUGUACAUAAUUUUGAUCCAAUGCAACGAUCAACUCCGCGGCGUCCUCAGAUGCAAUCUGGGUUUGAAUACAACCUAUCGCAGAGCCACGUUGCUGCUCGGCAGGCGGUUUCGCGCGAACUACCGAUCUUCAGUGGUUCUCCAGAAGAGUGGCCGUUAUUUUACUCAACGUUCAACUCCACAACGGAAAUAUGCGGUUACACACAGGAGGAAAACCUCUUAAGGCUCCAAAAAUGCCUCAAGGGAAAGGCCUUUGAAGCAGUGAAGUGCAGGCUAAUGCAUCCUUCCAAUGUCCAGGGAAUCAUUACUACACUGAAAAUGCUUUACGGAAAUCCAGAAGUCAUCGUUCACAAUUUGAUAGCGAAGAUCAGUGACACUCCGAGUCCGAAAGUGGAUAAGCUUGACAGUAUUGUCGAGUUCGCGCUGUCAGUGCAGAACCUUUGCGCUACAAUCGAGGCCUGUGAACUGCAAGAGUAUUCAUACAACGUUGUUCUUCUACGAGAGCUUGUAGAUAAGCUGCCGCCAGCAAUCAAACUGGAUUGGGCUAAGCAUCGUCGUUCUCUCGCGGUUGUCCAUCUUUCCUUGUUCGCUGAUUGGCUCUAUGACCUUGCUGAGACUGUCUGCCCAAUAGCGUCGCUCCAAAGUACUCGUACUCAGAAGAAGGGAUCAGCUUUUCUCAACGUGCAUAGUGAUGAACAGGUUGAACCUGACGCCGCGUCCACCAUGCCAAAAUCGUCAUCAUCAUUAUGUCCCGUAUGUGAAGGCAGUUGUCUAGAACUAACAAAGUGCCAGCGAUUCUUGGAUCUCACCUACAACUCCAGGUGGACGAUAAUUAAAGAGUAUGGUAUGUGUAGAAAAUGUUUGAAAAGGCAUAAGGGUGUCUGUAAACUGCAACAACUUUGUGGUCAAGACGGUUGUGCAUUCAAGCAUCAUCCACUGCUCCACAACACACAUCGUACCAGCGGAACAUCGGAGAAACCCCAAAAGUCUCCAUCAGGUACUCCCAUUACAGGCGAGACCACCUCGAAUGAAAGGAACUGCAAUGCCCAUCACAAAUCCUCUACCAAAACGCUAUUCCGGGUCGUACCAGUCGUGUUGUAUGGACGUGGUAAAAUCGUCAAAACUUACGCGUUUUUAGACGAUGGAUCUGCAUUCACCUUAAUGGAUGAGCAACUCGCUGAAGAACUGAACCUAAACGGUGAACUAGAGCCCAUAUGCUUAAGAUGGACUGGCGAUAAGCACCGACUUGAAAAUGAAUCUAAAAAGGUAGAACUCGAGAUCUCUGGUACAGCAGGAACUUCUAAAAAGUAUCAUCUGCGAGAAGUCCACACAGUUCCAAACCUCGGACUUUUCCGUCAAUCUCUUUGUAUGGAGGAUCUUGUUCAACAAUAUCAUCAUCUUCAAGGAGUUCCAGCUGAAUCGUAUGAAGAUGUUCAACCCAGACUUCUGAUAGGAAGUAAUAACACGCAUCUAGGUUACCCACAGAAGGGUCGGGAAGGAGGAAUGUUUGAGCCGGUUGCUACAAAAAGCCGUCUUGGAUGGAUUGUCCACGGUGGUGCAGAUGGUGGCGAAUUCAGUGGUUAUCAUGAAUGGAAUGCACAUAUGUGCUGUGAGAAUAUCGACAACAAUCUACAUCGUGCCAUGCAGGAGUAUUUCUCGCUUGAAAGCAUGGGUAUUUCCAAACCCGUGCAUCUAGUAGUGUCAGCUGAGGAUCAACGAGCACAAACAAUUUUGCAAACGAUGUACCGAACCGAGAGCGGUCGAUUCGUAACUCGUCUUCUAUGGAAAUUUGAAGAGUUCAGACUUCCAAACAGCAAACCGAUGGCUCUGCAGCGUUUUCGAUGUCUAGAAGCAAGAAUGAAACGGGAUCCAACGCUGGCUGAAGUGUUGCAUUCAAAGAUGGAAGACUACAGAAAGCAGGGCUACAUUCGGAAGCUAACACCAACGGAGCUGAUGCAACCAAAAUCACGGGUUUGGUAUCUUCCAAUAUUUCCUGUGUUCAAUGCAAACAAGCCUGGAAAAAUCCGUAUUGUGUGGGAUGCUGCAGCAAAGACUCAGGGCAUCUCUCUCAACAUGAUGCUCCUCAAGGGACCAGACCAACUAGUCUCAUUAAAUUCUGUCCUGUACUCGUUUCGGGAAAAGAAGGUGGCCAUCUGCGGAGACAUUCGAGAGAUGUUUCACCAAACACUCGUCGCUGAAGAAGAUCAAGAUUGCCAACGCUUUCUAUGGAGAGAACAUUCGACCGAUGCGGAACCCAGUACGUACGUGAUGCGGGUUAUGACAUUCGGAGCAUCUUGCUCACCAAGUUGUGCGCAGUAUGCGAAAAAUUUAAACGCAAAAGAGCAUGAACAGCAGUUUCCGGAGGCGGCUGAAGUGAUUAUCAAGAAGCAUUAUGUUGACGACAUGUUGGCUAGUGUCGAAACAGAAGCUGAAGCAGUAGAACUGGCAGAAGACAUCAGAUUCGUACACGCCCAAGCUGGAUACGAGAUGCGGAACUGGCUUUCCAACUCUGUGCCGGUCUUAAAAGCAUUGAACGCUACCAAAACCAGUGAGAUGAAUCUGAAUCUAGCAUCCGAAACAGUAACUGAGAAAAUAUUAGGCAUGUGGUGGUGUACCGCCACUGAUACAUUCACCUAUAAGUUAUCUUCGAAGCACGACAGUGAGUUACUUGCUGGGAUACGGAAACCGACGAAGAGGGAAAUGCUGCGUACGUUGAUGGCGAUCUUCGAUCCGUUGGGCCUUAUUUCCAACCUGUUAAUCUUCCUGAAGGUGUUGUUACAGGAGGUUUGGCGUGCAGGGGUAGAUUGGGAUGACGAGAUUCCGGAUUCGUUGAAUGAUAAAUGGGUACACUGGUUGCAAAUUCUUCCACAAGUGCAGUCUGUUCGCAUUCCACGCUGUUAUCGAGUUGCUACGAGUUUGGGAAAGAAUACUGUUAUCCAGCUACACACCUUUGUCGACGCGAGUGAGUAUGGAUACGCCGCUGUUACCUAUCUACGUUUUGAGGAAAAUGGUGUAGUAGAAUGUGCAAUUGUGUCAGCAAAAGCAAGGGUAGCACCUCUUAGAUUCAUCUCCAUCCCAAGACUGGAACUUCAGGCUGCAGUUGUCGGUGCAAGAUUAGCAGAAACUGUGGCCAAUUCGCUUUCGUUCAAAAUCGAUGAGCGUAUCUACUGGACAGAUUCCAGAGAUGUUUUGUGUUGGAUACGGUCAGAUCAUAGACGCUACUCACAAUUCGUGGCAUUCCGAGUGAGCGAACUGCUUGAAACAUCUACCAUUGCGAACUGGAGAUGGAUUGGUUCGAAAGAUAAUAUUGCUGACGAUGCGACCAAGUGGCAAAAACAUCCGGAUCUCGAAAGUAACAGCAGGUGGUUCAAAGGGCCACCGUUUCUUUGGAAAAGUUGUGAAAAAUGGCCAGAAGAACCCACAAACAACACUAAAACCACCACAAAAGAGGAGCUACGAGGACAUCUGUUCCAUCACGCAGCUUUACCUGUAACGGUCAUCGAUUUGAAAUACUUUAGUUCAUGGGAGCGGCUUCUGCGUACCACAGCAAGACUAUUUAGGUACAUGGAUAAUCUUCGUAAAGCCGUCGUGAAAGAAAAACGAAAAGAUGGUCCAUUGUCCAUGGACGAACUGCAGCGAGCUUCUGGUUACCUCUACAGACAAGUACAACAGGAGGCAUUUUCUGAGGAGAUCGGCGUACUUUCCGGCAAUGAAGAACAUAAACUGCCAAAAUCGAGUUCUCUAUACAACCUUUCCCCAUUUCUCGACGACCAUGGAAUAUUGAGAAUGCGAGGAAGGAUUGGCAAAUGUGAAUAUGCCGCAAUGGAUACCAGGAAUCCAGUCAUACUUCCUAAGGAUCAUUGCGUUACAAGGUUAAUCGUGCAAAACUACCAUGUAAAAUAUCACCAUUGUAAUCAUGAGACGGUUGUGAACGAGCUACGACAAGUAUAUCACAUCCCAAAGCUAAGAGUGAUAUGCAAAAGUAUUCGAACAAGUUGUCAACAGUGUAUAAACCAGCGUGCUGCGCCAGUCCCUCCGUUGAUGGGUGAUUUACCAGCGGCAAGGCUUGCAGCGUUCACGAGGCCAUUCUCGUUCAUCGGCGUGGACUAUUUUGGUCCUAUGUAUGUAACAGUUGGACGAAGGCUCGAAAAAAGGUGGGGCGUACUUAUAACCUGCCUAACAGUACGGGCAAUUCAUCUAGAAGUUGCACAUUCUCUUACCGCUGACUCGUGCAUCAUGGCGCUAAGAAACUUUAUGGCAAGACGGGGCGUACCGACUCGAAUCUUCAGCGACCGUGGUACUAAUUUCGUUGCGGCUAGUAAAGAGCUGGAAGCAGCAUUGAAGGAGAUGAAUCAAGAGCGUGUUAUACGAGAAAUUGUGAGUCCUCAUACCGAUUGGGAGUUCCUGCCACCUGCGUCUCCACAUAUGGGUGGUUGUUGGGAACGACUCGUCCGCUCGGUGAAAACGAGCCUACAGAAGAUGAAACCUCAACGUAAUCCGUCCGAUGAGUCCCUGCGCAACACACUAAUCGAAAUAGAAAAUACUGUGAACUCUAGACCGUUGACGUUUGUGCCUGUAGAUGACCCUGAUGCUCCAGUUCUAACCCCGAACCACUUUUUGUUGGGGUCCUCUAGCGGGUUGAAACCUGCAGCACCCCUAGACGAUAGUAGUCGUUCUCUGAGACGAGCAUGGCGAGCCUCACAAGCAGAGGCGAAUCUUUUUUGGCGAAGAUGGCUGCGCAAUUAUCUUCCGGAGCUGACCAAAAGAUCUAAGUGGUUCAAUAAGGUCGAACCGAUUAGUAUGAAUGAUGUUGUGGUGGUAGUAGAUCCUGGACUUCCUCGGAACUGCUGGCCUCUCGGGCGUGUCAUCGCUAUCAAAACGAGCAAGGAUAACCAAGUCAGAACAGCAACCGUUCAGACCAGCAGUGGAAUCUACGAGCGUCCGGCUACGAAGUUAGCAGUACUCGAUGUUCGACGCGAUGGAUCGGUAAGCCAGGAACCUGGCGUACCCGGGGGGGGCUGUUACGACCCCUCGGUCGGCGCAUCUCACAAUACAUCAGCGAACGUUAUGGUCAGCUGUGGUAAAUCGAAACUUCAACAGCUUGGGGAACAAUGUCAAGAUACUUCACUGACGUUCGUCGAAAGCCACGAACAAUAG